GAUCCCCUCCCUGGUAGGGAUGUGGCUACCAUGGCAACUGCUGAAUCAUCCUCCACCGUCUGCAGUCGUCCUCUAAUGCCAUCCCCACAUGCAGCAAGGCCCUCCACCGUCCAGGCCAGCAUUAGCAUAUUGAUCGACGCUUCAAUUUGCUAUAUUAGUUGCAGCAGUCUUUGGAGGUUAGUCUCGGAGGACUCAGAGGUGCAGUUGGCUGAACAGCAGCCAUUCGGAUGGGUAACGUACCCACUACAGUGAAGCACUGCCUGAGCUAUGAGCAACUCAUCCAGGACUACCCAUGGCUGAGACGCUGGCUGCUGCAGGAAAAGACCAUCACAGGACAUGAGUAUCCAGAGUUUGUUAAAAUAGUUGAAGUUGGGCCGAGAGAUGGACUUCAAAAUGAAAAGGAAAUUGUCCCGACAGGGGUGAAAAUCCAGCUGAUAGACAUGCUCUCAGGAACAGGCCUGCAUGUGAUUGAGGCCACCAGCUUUGUCUCUUCAAAGUGGGUACCGCAGAUGGCAGACCACACUGAGGUACUCAGAGGAAUCCAGAGAGCUCCUCAUGUUCAGUACCCUGUUUUGACACCUAACCUGCAAGGCUUCCAGGAUGCUGUUGCAGCUGGUGCUACUGAGGUGGCGGUGUUUGGGUCAGCGUCUGAAACCUUCAGUAAAAAAAAUAUUAACUGCUCUAUUGAUGAAAGCAUGCUGAGGUUUGAGGAAGUCAUUAACACUGCCAAAGAGCAACAGAUUCCAGUCCGUGGAUAUGUUUCUUGUGCCCUUGGAUGCCCCCAUGAGGGACACAUUGAACCUUCCAAAGUUGCUGAGGUGGCAAAGAAGUUAUAUGAAAUGGGCUGUUAUGAGAUUUCCUUGGGGGAUACCAUCGGUGUUGGUACUCCGGGUUCCAUGUUUAAGAUGCUGCAGUGUGUGAUGAAGGAGGUGCCUGCGGAUGCUCUCGCAGUUCACUGCCAUGACACUUACGGGCAAGCACUGCCCAACAUCCUUACUGCACUUCAGAUGGGGGUCUGUGUGGUGGAUUCUGCAGUAGCUGGCCUGGGAGGUUGCCCGUAUGCUCAGGGUUCAUCAGGCAAUGUUUCAACAGAGGAUGUUCUCUACAUGCUUCAUGGCAUGGGAAUCGAAACUGGUGUGAACCUUGCCAAGGUUGUAGAGGCUGGUGACUUCAUCUGCAAUGCUUUAUGUCGCAAGACAAACUCCAAGGUUGCCAAGGCAAGAGGCAGGACACUGUGAUGUGUUUCUGUAAAGGAAUAUAUUUAAAUCUGACUCUGUUCCCUUUAAAGUGCUUCCCCUGUUGUUGCUGCCUUCAAAUUUGUUGCCUAUGCUGCCGUAUUUAAAAUAUAUUAUUCUCUUCCAUCUCAUCCAAAUGUUCUCAAGAAUUAUGAGAUUUUCAAUAUUGUGUUUUUGGUCCAAAAUCAUCUCUUUCUGGCUCAGCUCAAUACCUUUUAAUUCAUGUCUGUUUCAUUAUGAUCGACUGAAUCAUCACAUUUUUUAUGAGAUACUUUGUUUGGCUCUGUGUGGUUGGACAUUACAUAAAGAGAAAGGACAGGUCAUAUUGGCUAUAUAUAUAUAUUGGGUAACAAAAGACGAUAAACUAACUGUCAAGAAGAGUAUUCAUUUGUGAUUAAUAUGUCCUCAUUGAUGACUUGAUGAGUUAUGAAUACAUACAGGCCAAGACUGAAUUCUAAACUUCUAUUUUAAAACCUUCCCAUAUUUAUUUGUUUCUGACAAAGAAACCUUGUAAAGGUCAGUCAGUUUUAUUACUUUGCAUAGCUCUGUGGCCUUAUAAUAAAAUAAAGUAACACAAUAAGAAUUUAGUCUGCUUUGGCUAAAUUGCUGAACUCAAUUCAUUAUCAGCACAGGAACACCUGUGGUGAUAAUAAAUAGAAUAGCGAAGACUGCAAAAAGAAAAAGCUCUUUCUUGCUUUUAAAAUAUGAAUAUCUCUUUAUGCACUCUGAAGACCUUUUCAGCUUUCCUAUUCAAUCAGGUCCUGUUUGAACAGUAAUUGAAAAGGAGACUCCUUUCAAACUACCACAAAAAUAACUGUAUAAAAGCAGUCUCUGAAAAUGUUCUGCCUCAGGUUUGCCAAAGAUCAAUGAAAAAGUGACCCUUCUCUUUUUACCAUGACAUAAGCUACUGUGUGGGGAUCGUCUGUUUUGAGUGUAAAGUUAAAUGUGGUUGCAUUUGCUCAUGUCUGCUUGUCUUUUUACAUCCCUCUGUGCUUUCUGUAAAACAUGAUAAAAUAACAUCAAAAAUAGAAUGUGACACUGAAUUUUGACAGGAUUUUAUCCAAAGAAAGAUGGGGAAAAAAAAUACCGUAUCUAUUGUGCUUCAGAAAAAUGUUCACACAUGCUGGAGGAUUAAGAUGAUCCAAAUAAAGAAAUAACAAAAUGUU
Dicentrarchus labrax (European seabass) is the source of this 2401-nucleotide messenger RNA. RefSeq names its product 3-hydroxymethyl-3-methylglutaryl-CoA lyase-like 1 (gene hmgcll1). The record is from RefSeq and is a predicted model, not a curated record. Gene Ontology annotation, biological process: ketone body biosynthetic process; L-leucine catabolic process. The coding region runs from base 228 to 1238 and encodes 336 amino acids. The transcript has 9 exons. Lineage: Eukaryota; Metazoa; Chordata; Actinopteri; Moronidae. Gene Ontology annotation, molecular function: hydroxymethylglutaryl-CoA lyase activity.